AUGUAUUCAUCAUUUAUUACUAAAAGACCUAUUGGAUUUAGUUUAUUGGGAACUUGCAUGAUUCUUGAUCUAUUUAUUGCAGCAUCUUAAUACUCUAAUUAUUGUGAAUUUUUUGAUAAACCAAUAUAUAAAGUAUCAUCAGAUAAUGGAAUAUCAAUUUAUUAAACUAAUUCAGAAGGAUGUGAAAUAAGUUAAAAUUUUGAAUUAACAUAUAUGGGAUUAAAUGUUAGUGAUCAAAAUGCAAAGGCAGAAGUUGAUAAUAGAAUCACAAUAUUAAAUUCAAUAAAUACUGAAUUAUUUGCUUGCAUUGCUCUCUUUGUAUUCUACUUUCAUAUUUUUACAAGUUUUUUACCUUUAUUUCUAGACUUUGUAUUAACUAUUUCAGAAUAUUGGAUGUAGAGAACAAGGAAUACACUAAUGAUAUCAUUAAUAAGAAACUUAAUUGUAAUUAAUUGGCAAUUGAUGUAACCUUUACUUCUACUAACAACUGUUGUUAACAAUAUUACAUAUAAAGAAUGCUUUGAAGUUUAAGAUUUAAGAUUUCUGAUUCCAAUUUACACAACAGAAUGGGCAAUUCUCUUCAUUGUUGUAAUAGUUCUGGAAACAUAUACACUUUUUUUCUUUUUAGUUAAAUGGAGAAAUGAAUUCCCAUGCUAUCUAUUAAUAUUUUAAAUGUUCCAUUUUGGUAUAUUUCAUACUGUCAUUAUUUAUAAUAUGGUUAAGGGAUCCAAAAAAUUAUUACAAGUUCUAUUCACUUAUAAAUAGUGGGUGACAGUUUUUGAAAUCCAAAAAUUAUAUCUAGAAUUUUAUGUAAUUUAAGAAAGAUUUCGAAAUCAUAGAAUAUAAUAGGCAAAAUUUGCUUAAUUAUAUAACUAAAGAUAUUGA
Messenger RNA from Paramecium pentaurelia, 885 nucleotides. Lineage: Eukaryota; Ciliophora; Oligohymenophorea; Peniculida; Parameciidae. The record is from the annotation of a GenBank genome assembly.